Thlaspi arvense is the source of this 1317-nucleotide messenger RNA. The record is from the annotation of a GenBank genome assembly. Lineage: Eukaryota; Viridiplantae; Streptophyta; Magnoliopsida; Brassicales; Brassicaceae.
AUGUCAGGGGGUUUCACCCUGGUUGCUUUUAAGUCGAGGGAAGAUCAUAGGAAGCAAAUCGAAUUAGAGGAAGCUCGUAAAGCCGGGCUUGCUCCAGCUGAGGUUGAUGAGGAUGGAAAGGAAAUCAAUCCUCACAUACCUCAGUAUAUGUCCUCUGCUCCAUGGUAUCUCAACUCUGAAAAACCGAGUUUGAAGCAUCAAAGGAAAUGGAAGAGUGAUCCCAAUUACACCAAGUCAUGGUAUGACAGAGGUGCAAAGACCUUUCAAGCCGAAAAAUUCCGCAAGGGGGCAUGUCAAAACUGUGGUGCAAUGUCGCAUAGUGCUAAAGCGUGUAUGGAUAGACCUCGCAAGAUGGACUUUGCAAAGGUUGAAAAGCGUGUUCGAACAACUGGUGGUGGUAGCACAGGAACUGUAAGGAAUCUGCGUAUCAGAGAAGACACGGCAAAAUACCUGUUGAACCUUGAUGUCAAUUCGGCUCACUAUGACCCUAAAACUCGUUCCAUGCGUGAAGACCCGCUUCCAGAUGCAGAUCCGAAUGAUAAAUUUUAUUUGGGAGAUAAUCAAUAUAGAAACAGUGGUCAAGCUCUAGAGUUCAAACAGCUGAACAUGCACUCAUGGGAAGCAUUUGACAAGGGACAGGACAUGCAUAUGCAAGCUGCUCCAUCCCAAGCUGAGUUGCUCUACAAGAACUUCAAGGUUGCAAAGGACAAACUGAAGUCUCAGACAAAGGACACAAUCAUGGAGAAGUACGGAAAUGCUUCUACAGUAGAUGAAAUUCCAAUGGAGCUUUUGCUUGGGCAAAGCGAAAGACAAGUUGAGUAUGACCGAGCCGGGAGGAUUAUCAAGGGACAGGAGGUUAUACUGCCAAAGAGCAAAUACGAAGAAGAUGUUUAUGCUAACAACCACACUAGUGUUUGGGGCUCAUGGUGGAAAGACCAUCAAUGGGGAUAUAAGUGUUGCCAGCAGACCAUUCGCAACAGUUACUGCACAGGAUCUGCUGGAAUUGAGGCUGCAGAGGCUUCCCUUGAUUUGAUGAAGGCUAAUAUUGCUCGCAAAGAAGCCUCUGAAGAUAUCCCAAAGAAAGUUGAAGAGAAGAGAAUGGCCGCAUGGGGAACCGAUAUUCCUGAAGAUUUGGAAUUGAACGAGGAGGCACUUACUAAUGCUCUUAAAAAGGAGGAUGAGCGUAAGAGGGAAGAAAAAGAUGAGAGGAAACGAAAGUACAACGUCAAAUACACCAACGAUGUUACUCCGGAAGAGAUGGAAGCGUACAGAAUGAAGAGAGUUCACCACGAGGACCCAAUGAAAGAUUUCCUCUGA